AUGAACCACUCCGCAACCAUGUCCAUGAUUGAUUUAGUGAAAAAAACGACACAACAUGUUUGCGAACAACCCUCCACUCAUGUCCGAAUCAAUUCACGAGCUCUUGAAAAAACAUGUGAAAUUAUUUCUCAACACAUUCAUCAAAAAUUGAAACAACAACAACAACAACAAAUUGGAACACUCACCACAAACUCAACAACUCCCUCACUCAUUGAAUCUCUCUUCAUUGAAUGGGACAAUGAUACCUUACAUUACAGAAAUUUACAAGAACCAUCUCUUACUUGCCAAUACAUUCUCGUUCUCUCUUCCAUUAAUUUCUGUUUUUGGCCACAUAAUGAUUCCAAUCCCAAUGAUGAAUUUGAAUAUGGACAUUUGGCAGGUGCCUUACGGAAAGUAUUAACACAAGAUCCGAAUGCCUUUCAUGCUCUUGCUCUUUCACAAUUAUCCGAGGAGAAAUUUAUUCAUGAAUGGAUGAAUGGAGUAAAAGUUCCACUCGUUUCAGAACGUGUACGAUUGAUACGAGAAGUGGGUUCUGUUCUAUUGGAACAUUUUGAAGGAAGUGCUUUUCAUUUGAUUCAAUCUGCUCAAAAGGGUGUCAAAAAAUUGGUCUCUCUCAUCACUCAAUAUUUUCCAGGAUUUAGAGAUUCUUGUAUUUACUCGAAAACUGGACAUCAAAUUCAUUUCUAUAAGAGAGCACAAAUAUUUUGUGCAGAUAUUUAUGGAUGUUUUAGAGGUGAAGGAAUUGGUGAAUUUGAAGAUAUUCAUGAAUUGACCAUGUUUGCGGAUUAUCGAGUACCACAAUUAUUGAGUAGCAAUAUUCAUUUCAUUGAGAAUAUGAACACUAUUAAUGCUACUGUUAAUGAUAUGACAAAUAUUAAUGAUGAGGAUGAGAAUGUAGUACUAGUCUAUAGUUCAGAAUUGAAAGAUAAAAUUGCUCGACUACAACCAUUGGAGUAUAGUUCCCAAAUGGAAGUUGAAAUUCGAGCAUUUACCAUCCAAGCAGUGGAACAGAUGAGACAAAUUUUACUCGAAAAGCACAGGAUCAAAUGUUUGAGUAUUGAGAUUGAUUGGAUGUUGUGGCAAAUUGGUGAAAAUGCAAGAAAGACCAUCAAGCCUCAUCAUCGAACACUUUCCAUUUAUUAUUAA
Naegleria fowleri is the source of this 1146-nucleotide messenger RNA. RefSeq lists its product as uncharacterized. The coding region runs from base 1 to 1146 and encodes 381 amino acids. Lineage: Eukaryota; Heterolobosea; Eutetramitea; Acrasida; Naegleriidae. The record is from RefSeq and is a predicted model, not a curated record. The transcript has a single exon.